Messenger RNA from Oldenlandia corymbosa var. corymbosa, 2255 nucleotides. Lineage: Eukaryota; Viridiplantae; Streptophyta; Magnoliopsida; Gentianales; Rubiaceae. The record is from the annotation of a GenBank genome assembly.
GGUGUGUCUUUUAGCAGAACCAAAUUUUUGAAGGACAAGAAGGUAAAUAAGUGGAAUAAGGUAAAUUGGAAAUUUGACUAAACAAAAGGGCUAAAGUAUAAUACUACUAAUAUUUUCAGGCCCAAUACGAGAAGCCUCUAUAUACCACAUACUUCGACGCUAGCAAAAAAAAACCUUUACUAAACCCUGCCGGGGACGCCGCCUCCGCCGCCUGGCUUCACCGUUCCGUCGCAAUUUCUUGGUAUUCAUCUCCUCUCUCUUUCUCAACCGUCUAUUAGUUUCUUUGUCAUGUUAUAUCAGAAAUUAUGCUGUCGAUUAUGCCAAUAUUAUUAUUACUGUGCUGGGGGGAAAUUUGUAGUGAAACCUGUUCAAGAGCUUCUAGGGUUCUUUUUUCCUUUUUUCUUUUAUUAUUAUUAUUAUUAUUUUUUUGGUAAAGAAAAAUGAUUCGGGAUAGCGGCUGCUAGUUUUUGCGUGUGGGUUUGCCUAAUAUGUUUACUGGGAAGAAGACGAUUAUUCAGUCUAGUGAUUCUUCGCUUUUAUUUGAUUGAUUCUUCUCCGUAGUGCAAAUGUUGGAUCUUUACUUCUUCUUUUUUUUUGAAUCAAAUGGCCUUAGAAAUUGAUGAUUAUAAAUAGAAGGAAGGAAGGAAGGACAGUACCUCUUUGUCUUUGUCCAUUUCUGAACAUCUUUUGAUGUUACAUCAGAAUAUCUACGAUUGUGCUGCAGAACUAUGGUUUAUUUGGUUCUCGCCCUUUUCAUCUUAAGUUUUAUUUGGUUCUCGCCCUUUUCAUCUUAAGUUUCCUCAGCUUGUUUAAGUUUUGUGAAUCUUUUGGUCAAUAGAUUGUGCGUUUGUUUUAGUAUUCAAGCUCUAACUUGCUCUGUGUACAACACAGAUUUAUUCAUUAGCCCAGAGGCAUCAUGAGGUUGGAAAAAUGCUGGUUUUGUUCUUCUACUAUAUACCCUGGACAUGGUAUCCAAUUUGUUCGCAAUGAUGCCAAGGUAGAGUGCAUUUUGUUUCUAUGAGUUUGUUGAGGAAAUGCUAAGUCCUUUUUUUUAUUUUUUUUCCAGAGUGUUAUUAUUCAACAGGCUAGUUAUGUAUAUUUGCUUGAGCAUUAUUUGGCAAGCUAGUAUCUUUAGAGAAUCAUUUUUUUUUCUUUCUGCAUCUGUCUUGGUGCUCAAAGCUAAAUAAGUGAAGUUUCCAUUCUGUUUCACUUGUGGUUGUAAAAGAGGUUCUUUUUCAGAUCUUCAGAUUUUGUAGAUCAAAGUGCCACAAAAAUUUCAAGAUGAAGAGGAAUCCCCGUAAGGUCAAAUGGACUAAAGCUUAUAGAAGAUUGCAUGGAAAGGACAUGACUCAGGACUCGACAUUUGAAUUUGAGAGAAAACGAAACCGGCCGGAGAGAUACGAUAGGAAUGUCACGGAGAAUGUGCUGAAAGCCAUCAAGAAGAUCAGUAAAGUCAGGCAUGCUAGAGAGGAGGAACACCACAGACAAAGGAUGAAAGGAAAUAAGGUCAUGAAGCUGAAAGAAGAUGCCAAAGAGUUAGAACAAAGCAUUCAUUUAGUCGGACCACUGGUGAAGAAGGAUGAUAUGAAGAAGGAGAAGAUAAUACCUCUACGAGAAGAUCACAGGAUGGAAGAGUAACAUCACCCCUAUUGCAGCCUUCACAAAGUCUCCAAUUUCCAUUUUUCUUUUUUAAUUUUAUUUUGUGCUGUUUUAUGAGGGCAAAGACAUCCAACUCCAUUGGUGUCAUUUUGGCCAGAAAAGGUUCAUUAAGCAUAGGAAAGUAUCAGUUUCAUGGUGAUGUCAUUAGAGCAAUUUAUUAAUGUCAUGGGACCCUUAAUUUAUUGUUUUGGGAGCUUUUGUACUACUCGAGAAUCCAAAUGUUGUACUUCUGAGUUGGGUUAUUUGGCACUAAUGAAAACAUUUCAAAGGUUACUAGGACGUUACGCUAACAAGAAUCUGAUUCUUAGUUAUUCAUGUCAUGCACUCCAGAGACCAAGUUUUCUUAGAUGUGGACGGAUGUGUUUGUGUUUCCUGCAACCAGCAAUUGUAGUUUCUUGCAUGAUUGAUUGCUUGGUGAUUUUGGUUGAUUAAGGUUAAAAGGAAGAAUGGAAUUUCAGGCUCCUCUUUUGGCUGGAGUUACCCUUGGAUAAUAAAGUUAGAAUAACUAUUGGAUAUUGUCAAUUGUAAUCUUGGUCAAAUGGAUUUUCUUGCUCUGGGGUGCUUUGCUGAAAUUACUUCUUCACCGUGAAUGUUGC